AUGGCCCUGCUGGUUGCGCAGAUCUUAAGGAAGCGCCUUAAUAAGGAAAAUGAAGAUGUGACUGCAAAACUCCAGAAGCGAGGCAAACUCGCAAACCGGCGUGUAAGCUUUGCGCCGGAUGACGAGCUGGAGACGAAGCACAUAUUUAAGGAGGACUUUCCAAUUGCGCGUGACUUGUGCACAGCUCAAGUCGCAGCGGCUCCACACACGCACAUUGAUGACCAGAUUGGCAGCGACCACCUCGCGGCCCUGGAGAACCUGUCACCGCAGUCCAUGGAACUGACUAACAAUGGCUUAGAGCAGCCAUGCGCAGCAACAGUCCAAGUUCCGGGUCCAGGUCCUGUCGAGAGCACCGGCAUCGCAGUCACAGGGAUAGAACCUCCCUCAGAGUACCAAACCCAUGGACAUUACCAGCAGCGUGCCGUGUAUGCGCGCAACUUGGACAUAACGCUAAAUGUCCCAAACCUGUCGACACUUGUUGAGGAGGACGAGGAGGACUUCGGCGCCGGGGACAUCAGCCGCCGCCUCGGCAGCUGCGCUGACACCCCGUCAAUGCACCCUGUGAUGCUGGAUGACAUUGGCGGCGGGUACUUGGCGUCCGAGUCCCCAACGAGCCCAAACAUGCAGAUGUGCAGCGACAGCAAGCACGAGGACCAAGAAGACGCUCCCCUACGGGACUUCUGGGGUUUCGCGCCCGGUAGGGAUGAUACCCUCGACGUCGACUACCGGAAAAUGGUCAUGGGGGAGAAGACAUACAACGCAGUGUACGGCACAGUUGGCAUUGUGCCAGAUGCAGGUGGCGUGCGCUCACCUCUUCGCGGCGGCCCUGAGUUCGUGCCAACAGCUGAGGGCCGCGGUGCAGCCGCAGGAAGGACGGUAGUGGCGUGUGACGCCGGGCCAGCGGCACCCAUGCAGGUGCAGCCCGCCAAAGCGGACCUUGCGCCGCCGGCCGUCCCAGCAGCCACGCAGGCAGUGCAGCCACCCUUACGGAGAGCGCCAUUACAGCAGCAGCAACCCCAGCAAACGGAGCUAUCCGCCAUCAAAGCGGAACCACUGCAGUCCUUCAGCCUUCCGCAGGCGCUGGCAGCGCAGCAGCCGCAAACUCGCGUCCAGGUGCAUAGCACGCCGUUCAUGGAUAACACGAUGCGGCUCCUGGAUGACCAGACGGAAGCCUGGAGGUUGCCAGGCCACCCGUGUGCCUAUGACCGGGGGCGGCUGAGCGUGGCCAGCAACAGAGUGCUAGCGCCAGGAACCCGGCGUGGAGCCGGUGGCGCGGGCGGCGGGGAAACCACCAUGCUGCUGGGCCCCACUAUGACAAUGGCCUCGGCCGGUAACGGCAACACCGUCCAACUGCUUGCUGACACCACAAACCAGCGGGGGGCCUACGAACGCCUAGUGCAAAAGAUACCGGGGCGCCAGGAUCCACCGGCCGUUGAACCGCUUCCUCGGCCUGCCGUCGGGGCCAGACCCGGGGAUUACAUUGCGGCGUCAAGCGCAGCUGCGGAGCAGCGUCUAGCCGCGUUUAAGGCCCAAGCUUCUUUAGACCUUAAGACGGCGGCAAGUAGUGAUCUGCUCGAGGACGGCGGUCUUACCAUGGACGCUCAUUUCCAAAUGCCACCGGAGCCGACCACGGAACUCUCGCAGCUGCAAGACGAGGUGCAGGCACGGCAGCGGCCAGUGCACCUUGGUAGCGGCGAGAUGCCGCUGAGCACAACGGUGGCUUUGUCGCAGGGGUGCGGCAUGAGCGUUAGCGCACAGGCCGCGCGGGCGCCACCUUGUGCCGCGCGCGCACCUUCACGGCUGUCGUGUGAGGAGUUCCUUGGCCUCAUUGACGUGAGCUUUAUCAAUAAGGUUUACCGUGAUACGUUCCAACCUGGAUCUGACCCGCCACCCAAAACGGUGGCUGAGGUUUACGCGGCGGCGACGUGCACCCGCGCCUACGUGGAUGCCUACCAUGCGCAGUCGCUUGACCUCGCCGCGCGCUUGGCUAACACGGGCACUCGCGUGGCACAUCUGGAGGCGGAGCUGACAGCCAAUAAGCAGGGGCUUUUUAUGGCCGUGCAGAUGCUGCCACCCGCACAGCUGAAAAUGGUCAAGAUGCAAUUCGAGGGCCUCAAGGAGCUCUGCCGCCUGAGGACAGUCAAGCAGGUUAAGCAGGCCCAGCUGGGAGUUAUGGAGGACCACCUGGCUCAGUUGGGCGCACGCAAGCUGCAGCUGCAGGCUGACCUUGACGCCUUCACGGCGGAGUUUGAGCGCUUGCGUGUGUGUGCUGAAGAGGUCGAGUCUAUCCCCGUGGUUAUCACGCGAAUGCGCCAAGACGACGAGGAGCGUGUCCAGGAGGUCCUGCAGCGUAAGAGAACCAUAGAAUCACAUUUGCAGCGCCUGAAAGCGCUGCGGGCUCAAAACGCGGAGCGGCAGCAGCGGCUGGGCGCCAUGCAGGCUGAGCAACAGGCGAAGGAGAAGGGCAGGCCAUCCAUAACUGCCCUGAUGGAGGAGCGCUGUCAGCUGGAGGAGCGCGCUGCUGAGUUGCGGUCUCGCCUGGACAACAGUGCCAUGACUCCCGGCAGCGAGGAACAGCUCAUUCGCGAGGCGGUUAGGAAAUCCGAGACGGUUGAGGCUCUUUUGGGUUUGCAUAGCCUGCGGUUGGACAUCACGAACAUGGAGCAUACUGGCACAUUCAAGCUACUCUUCCGGCGGGCGUACAGCAUCGUGUGCACUGCUUCGGACGGCUUUAUGGACAUCAGGGUGACAUGCCAGGAUGCCACCGCAGCCGGUUUGGAUGGCCUGGCGCCAAGCAUCCGAGACCGCGUCCACGCGUCGUCCACGGCGCUCAGCUGCACGAUACCCCGCGUGCAGCUCCCACUGCGGCUCGAGUACACCCUGGAGCAGCUGCAGCGGAUGUGCCGCGUGGCGCAGCAGCUAGAGAGCUGCUGGUUGCGGUUUGACUGCCUGCAGCGACCGUAUGCGGAGCCUGCGGUGGCGCUGACGUCGCAGCAGGGUGACGCUGGCGACAAUUUCGCUCUAGUCCUCAGGUUCACCAAUGCCGAUACCAUCACUGGCGUGACCAUACGCAUGCCGUGGUCCGCGGCGCUGCGCUCCGAUUAUGUGAAGCCGCGGCUAAGCGUCCAGCUGAUGAGCCUGGACCCACCAGUGACACAGCGGCAGUACUGCGACGCCCUACUGGACACCGUGCUCAACAAGCUGCCCCCCGGCACGGGCUACAUCACGGCAAUCUGUUACGCAAUGAGCGAGACGCUGCAAGUGCCCAGCAACUGA
Molecule: messenger RNA, 3276 nt
Organism: Volvox carteri f. nagariensis
Lineage: Eukaryota; Viridiplantae; Chlorophyta; Chlorophyceae; Chlamydomonadales; Volvocaceae
Exons: 12
Coding region: 1-3276 (1091 amino acids)
Biological process (GO): attachment of spindle microtubules to kinetochore; protein localization to kinetochore
Cellular component (GO): nucleus
Source: RefSeq, a predicted model, not a curated record